Messenger RNA from Hyla sarda, 5916 nucleotides. RefSeq names its product ubiquitin specific peptidase 31 (gene USP31). Gene Ontology annotation, biological process: protein deubiquitination. The record is from RefSeq and is a predicted model, not a curated record. The transcript has 16 exons. The coding region runs from base 142 to 3906 and encodes 1254 amino acids. Gene Ontology annotation, molecular function: cysteine-type deubiquitinase activity. NCBI's taxonomy places the organism in Eukaryota, Metazoa, Chordata, Amphibia, Anura, Hylidae.
CGUACGUCACCAGAGCCUCCAGGAGUAACUCCAAUGUAGCCCCGGUCGUGCGGGGGACAGUUUAGCAGGGCGCCCCCGGACCGGAAGUGAGCGCCGCACCUCACCGUGACAGGCAGCCCCGGGCCGGAGGGGAAUGCCCUCAUGUCGCAGGUGUCGGGCGCUGCCCAGGCGGCGGCCGGUGGCGGGAAGGAGAAGAAAGUCUCCCUGGGAAAGAAGCUGUUCUGGCGGCGCGGCGGGUUAGUGAGCCGCUUCCUGCGGACCCUCAGCGCCUUGUCCCACCUGAGCACUGAGCAGCAGGAGGAUGCCGCCGCCGCCCGGGACAAGAGCGGCUCCCCGGCCCGGCCCCAGCCGCCCGCCCCGGAGUCCCCACACCUGCUGCCUCCGCCGCCGCUGCCCUCCCCGAGCCCCAGCCGCCUGCCCGGCCUGUCCGGCCUCAAGAACCACGGGAACACCUGCUUCAUGAACGCCGUGCUGCAGUGCCUGAGCAACACCGACCUGUUCGCCGAGUUCCUGGGGCUGGAGCAGUACAAGGAGAGCGAGGCCUCGGGGAGCCCCCUGCCCAGCCCGGGAGCACAGGACCGGGGGGAGGUCACCGAGCAGCUGGCCACACUCCUCCGCUCCCUGUGGACCCUGGAGUACACCCCGCAACACAGCCGGGAGUUCAAGACGGUGGUAUCCCGGAAUGCCCUUCAGUAUCGAGGCACCUCCCAGCACGAUGCCCAGGAGUUUCUCCUGUGGCUUCUGGACAGAGUACAUGAAGACCUGAACAUUCUUGUCCAGCAAAAGCCUCGGCCCCCAGUGGAGGAAGAUCUGACCGGAGAGGGUCCACCUUUUCCAACCAGCGGGACCUUUGUUCAGGAACUCUUUCAAGCUCAGUAUAGGUCCUCCUUGACGUGCCCCCAUUGUCAGAAACAGAGUAACACUUUUGACCCUUUCCUCUGCAUCUCUUUACCAAUCCCCUUGCCUCAUACACGGCCUCUCUAUGUGACUGUGGUUUAUCAGGGGAAGUGCUCGCACUGUAUGCGUAUUGGAGUCGCUGUUCCCUUGUCUGGAAAUGUGGUGCGUUUGCGGGAAGCCAUAUCGAUGGAGACUAAGAUUCCUACAGAUCAGAUAGUAAUAACUGAAAUGUAUUUUGAUGGCUUCCACCGCUCCUUCUCUGACACAGAUGACUUGGAUACUAUUCAGGAGAGUGACUGUCUAUUUGCAUUUGAGACCCCAGAGAUCUACACUUCUGAUGGGAUCCUAGGCCAGAGAGGAGUCUGUGUGAACAAUAACCAGAAUUAUAUAAGGAAUGGUGGCCUUGACCAGCAUAGGUCUUCUCACUACUCUUCCAGCUCGACGCGGCUUUCUAUGAAUAGGUUCGGAGUAGGAGAUCGCAUUGUGAUCCUGGUGUGUAACCGGUCAUACAGCGGGCAGCAUGGCAAGAGGUUCGGCCAGCCAUUUGUUUUACAUUUGGAGAGAAACAUCACCUGGGACGUCCUGCAAAAGGAGAUCUUGGAGAAAAUGCAGUAUUACUUGCGGCCCUCAGUAUGUGUUCAGGUGUGUCCAUUCAGCCUCCGGGUGGUGACAGCUGUCGGAAUAACUUACCUCUUACCUCAGGAAGAUAAACCUCUGUGCCACCCCACAGUUGAAAGGGCUCUCAAAUCUUGUGGUAUCGGUGGGGCAGCCCAUGUGAAGCUGGUGGUGGAAUGGGACAGAGAAACUAAAGAAUACCUUUUUGGGAACACAGAAGAGGAAUACGUCCCAGAUUCAGAGAGUGUUCGCCUUCAGCGGGAGCUUCACCAUCAGCCGCAGUGCUGCAGCCUCUCCCAGUGUUUCCAGCUGUAUACCAAAGAGGAGCAGCUGGCUCCCGGCAAUGCCUGGCGCUGUCCUCACUGUAAACAGCUUCAACAAGGCAGCAUUAAACUCAGCCUGUGGACCCUGCCUGAUGUGCUUAUACUACAUCUGAAAAGAUUCCGACAGGAUGCAGAUCGCAGGGUGAAGCUGCAGAACAUGGUCCGCUUCCCCUUAGUUGGAUUGGAUAUGACGCCCCAUGUGGUCAAGCGUAGUCAGAGUUCCUGGAGCCUCCCGUCGCAUUGGUCACCAUGGAGACGUCCUUAUGGUCUGGGACGGGACCCAGAGGACUUCAUAUAUGACCUGUAUGCGGUGUGCAACCACCAUGGGACCAUGCAGGGGGGACACUAUACAGCAUACUGUAAGAACUCUGUGGACGGCAUGUGGUACUGCUUUGAUGACAGCGACGUUCAGUCCCUCGCAGAGGAUGAAGUGUGUAAACCAUCAGCCUACAUCCUAUUCUACCAGCGCAGAGCAGCUGUGCCGUCCUGGUCUGCAAACAGUUCUGUGGCAGGUUCCACAAGCUCCUCAUUGUGUGAUCACUGGAUUUCUAGGCUACCCGGCAGCCGACAGCCCAGCAUUGCUUCAGCAGCCUCUUCCAGGCGAACAUCUCUGGCAUCACUAGCGGAGUCUGUGGAACUGACUGGGGAGAGGAGUGAGGAUGAUGGUGGCUUCUCUUCCCGGCCAUUUGUCCGCAGUGUCCAGCGUCAAAGCUCUGGCCGAGCCUCCGUCACCAGUCCUCUCGUCUCCAAUGAGAACGGUUUUAGGCCAUCAUGGUCACUGGCAGCAAAACUUCACCUUCGUGCAGCCACUUCCUGCCGUCACCCCUCAGACUCUCCCAUACACGGGUCUUCUCUCAGCAAGAUUGGUGAGGCCGACGACCACGUAUCAACAUCCUGUUUCGGAAGCCUUCGCAAUCUGUCCGGCAGCUUUCAUGAACACCUUGAAGGGGUUCGGCGUGAGCAUCGUGCAGCAUCCCGGGCCCCGUUGGCAGUAGCUGAAUGUGCUCAGAGAGAGACAGUUGUUAAGAAAACUUCAACUGCAGAGCCGCAAGUAAAAACUGCAGCUGAGCUGGUUAGCAGUAACCCAUUGGAUCCUAUAGAUAACAAUAAUCACAUCGCCUUUGUUGAUCAAAGUGAUUCUGUGAGUUCAUCUCCUGUCCGUGAGUCACCUCAGAGUGAGGAAAUACAGACCAAGAAGACUGUGACCAGUAAGACAUCAACCACGCAGGAAAAGGCAACACGAACCCCAGAAAAGGAGAGUAAUAAGACUACAUCAGCUACACCUAGUAGUAGUGGUAAAUCUGUGUCCAAGACUAAGAGGAGUGAAAGGAGUGAAGUGAGAACACCUACACGUCGUUCAUCUCUACAGCCGAAGAAAGACAUUGGGAAACCAUCAGAACCUUCCACCCCUGUGUCUCAGCAGAGGCAAAAAUCCUCAUGUUCUGUACAUGGAAACACCUCCUCCCCAGCACUUAAAAAACCUGCUCCUUCUUCUAAAACCUCUUCUGUAUCCAGCUCAUCUAGUAAGCAUAGACCACCCGAAAAGACACUCAGCAGGGAAGGAUCUAAAGUAAGCUUGGGCUCAGACAAAGCCUCUGCUGCCAAAUCCAGUAGCUCCAACCGUGCUACAAAUCCCAAGAGCAAUGAUACUCCAGCAGAUAGUCGGACUGUACGAAGUUCCUCCAUGGCUAGCCUCCGCACACCUCAGAACACAGCUCGCUCCAGUCUCAAGCGGGACAGCAAGUCUGAGGAGAAGGGCCUGAGCUUCUUUAAGUCUGCCCUAAGGCAGAAGGAGAGUAGACGGUCAGCAGACUUGGGGAAGACAAGUCUGUUGUCUAAAAAACCAACAGGAGCCAAGAGCGUAAGUCAGGAGAAACCAGUUAUCGCUCCAUCGUCGUCAAUAGCCGACGUGGCCCCAAGUCCAAAAAAGCAUUCUGCCUUACCUCAAAACAAAGCCAAGUCUUCCCCUGAUGAAAGACAAGCCCAGUCAUCUCCUGGUGGGAAAAAGACUUCUGACAAAUACCUGAAAAAAUUCCCAUCGUCCUCAAAGCCAUCGCCUAAAGCUCAGUGACCCAGGAAGCAGGGGCAGCCGUAACCACAAGUCCUGAUCAAUGCAGGAGAAGCUGUCCCUGCCUAUGCUGUUGUUUUUGGGAAUGUAUGCACUUUUAGAUUUUUUCUUUUUAACUCUUGUGGAGUUGAGGUUCUUGUCCUUGUAUUCUCCCAGCAUUGCUUGCGCAUGGAAAUUGACUUUGUUGCGUUAAACCUGCUGGUGGUGUGAGCCAUGCCUUGCGAGCUGAUGAACUGUAUUAUUCAGCCCAGUCCUGCUGAACCUUUGCCCGCUUGUCCUAAUUCUCAAGGGAAGAGGAGGAACGAUUGGUUUCUCUUCUGCCAACAGAAUGCUGCUUUUUAUCUCUUAUCUUCCUUACCAAAGCCCGGCUGUGACUAGCACAGAGGAGAGUAGGAAGAAGGUUGGGUUGAAUUCUCAUGCUUAAGGAGAUAACUCUCCUUGGCAAUACACGGAUGGAGUUCUGCAUUGCAUCUUCUUGGUGGGAGUCAUUGGAGCACAUUCAGGCUCUCCUCCAUUAUCACAUUGUAUCACCUCUGGAGCGGCAUAGAGGACAUUGCUGUGGUGCUGACUUUCCAUAUCCCUUUCAUUUACGCUCAUGAAUAACUACUUGAUAUCAUAAUAGUGCUGAUAAUCUAUGUCUAGAUAUAGAGGUUUAAUUCUAUAAGCUAACCAAUGAUCGGCCACUGACUCUUUUCUUUGGUCAAUAACGUACCCUUUCCCCUAAUGUAGCGGUGGAAUUUGGAAGUCCCAUCAUCCCUGUAUGAUAGUGUACCGCUUAGCACGUCUUCAUGUUAUCGUCAUACCUUCAGUCUAUGCAGUACCAUUGUAUACUUACUGCUUCUCCGUAUAAAGCUUCGGCAAGCACAGUAGGGUAGAUCUGUAAAAUCUGUAAAUCCUCGUUGCCAUUCCAUGCACCGUAGCUGCUUUAUAGACCUUUAAUAGUCUCCCCCCCCCCCCAAUGAGACCGAUGGUUCUAUUACCGCGUGCGGUCUCUGCUACUUGGUAGCCUUUGACAUGCGGUUUCAUUCCUUGGGUUAUCAUGGACUAUGAUCGAUGAGUAGACUCUCUUUCGUCUCCUGCCCCAUCCCAGUGUUUUAACCAUGUGUUUGACCUCAGGAAGGAAUUGCAUUCCAGAGGGCUGAUAUCCCAGGGCAGCUUUUGUAGCAGUAUUGGAAACUCGAAUAAGAUAUUAUUAUACAUUUCAUGUACAGCAAAUGACAUUCCAAAAGGUUGGCUUUUAACCACGGGCCGCCAUGUCUGCCUUUUCUUUGUCAAUCACACGGUGCUCCUCUCCCCCCCCCCCCCCCCCCCCCCUCAAUUAGUUUGGAUGUGAACGUUGUUGGUGCCGAUUUAAGAGUAUGAAAUAGAACACUAAAAGAUCAGAACAUUAAGUGAAUCUUUUUUUAAUGUUUACUUUUAUUUUUUUAUUAUUGUUUAUCAUUAUUAUUAUAAUUUUUUUUUUUUGUAGAUUGUUGCUCGGGUAAAGCAUUGCAGAGUACUUUUUUUUUUCUUUUGUCGCCCAGGCUGGCAUACAAGCGGAUGCUCGGUUGAAUCUCUCCCCAAGUUUUCUGUCCCUUUGCUCAGGCACUUUUUUUGCAUGGCCAUGUUGAAUGUGCACGCACUUGUAACCUAUGCAAACUAAUACCGGUAAUAUACUCGGUGCUCUUACCUCUCCGCAAGCGCCCAACCUAUAUUUUAUGUGUUGUUAACAUGUUGUGGUGAUCACAUAUUGGGGUAACUUCUUGUUUUGAAUUUUGUUAUUUAGCCUCUUGGUUAUUGCUGGAAUUUUGCCCUUGUGUAUAGUUACCUUAGUUCAGCCAUUUUUAGGACAGAGGUGACGUGAGCUUAUUCUCUUUUAUAUAAUCUUUUACCUGUGAACAUGAUCACUCUUGCUGGUAAGAAGAGCUUAUAAGAACUUCUGCCAGGGAUAGUCCUAUCAUAUCAUCUAGAGAUGAGCGAACUUACAGUAAAUUCAAUUCGUCACGAACUUCUCGGCUCGGCAGUUGAUGACUU